GAAAGUUUGGAGAGAGAAAAGCUACCAGAGAUGUGGAGACAGCAGGUCAAACAGCGACUGGAUGCAGCAGAGGAGCAGAGACACGAAAUACUGGAUGCUGCUUUCAGCCCCGAAGAUCGGCUGCAGUCAUUAGAUGGUCAUCACACUCCCUUGGUUAAAGAAGACGCUCCUGAGGAACACAGUUCUGAUUUGGACCUGCAGGACCCCGAACCUGUCCAAAUAAAGGAGGAACAGGAGGAGCUCUGGGCCAGUCUAGAGAGAGAUAAGCUCGAUAUGAAAGAGGACACUGAUGCCAGCAGGCUUUCUUUGUCGCCAGUUCAUGUGAAGAAUGAGGAUGAGGAAGAGAAACCUUCGUUCUCACUUCACCAAGACCAGGCAGAACCUGGAGAUCUGCCAAGCAACAGCUCAGCUGACCAGAUGAAAUCAGAAACUGAUGAAGAGGACUGUGGAGGAGGAGAAUCGAGUAGAAACCUAGAUCUAAACACUCAUGGAGACAUUUCCAACUCUUCAGAGACUGAAGUCAGUGAGCCGGAGGAUGAUGACGAUGAUGACGAGAACUAUUCUGACUCUCAGCUCAAACCUUUGUCAGACUCUGAGGCAGAAACUGAAGAAAGUGAAGAUGAAUGCGAGGAUGGCAGCGUUCCUGAGUUGGAUGGAAACACUCGUAGCAAACCUUGGAGCUGUGCAGAGUGUGGUAAACGAUUCGUUAGCAAGCGCUCCCUUCAGAGUCACAUGGCAUGUCAUUCAAAACUAAGAUCUGAUGUGAAAGUCCAGAAGGAUCAGAAAUGUUUUAGUUGUGAUGUCUGUGGUAAAGGUUUUAAGAGAAAAAGUCAUCUAAACCUACACACAAUAAUCCACACUGGAGAGAAACCUUUUGGUUGUGAUGUUUGUGGACAAAAAUUUGGUCGAAAGUCUCAUUUGAACAGACACAUGACGAUCCACUCAGGAGAGAAACCAUUUGAGUGUGAUAAAUGCACCAGAAAGUUCGCUAGUAAAUGUCGUCUUAACUCACACCAGAGAGUCCACUCAGAUGAGAAACCAUUUGGCUGCGACUUGUGUGAACAAAGAUUUAAGGAUAAGUCAGCUGCUAACAGACAUAUGAAAGCCCACCUAGGAGAGGAACCUCUUAAACAGAAAGAGUUUGGGUGUGAUCAGUGCAGUAAGAGGUUCACAAGUAAAAGCUGUUUGAAUUCACAUCUAAGAAUCCACACAGGAGAGAAACCAUUUGUCUGUGAUCUCUGCGGACAAAGAUUUUUCUACAAGGCAAACCUAAAAGCACACAUAAGGAUUCACACCGGGGAGAAACCGUACAGCUGUGAUGUAUGUGGACAAGAUUUUAGAUCUAAGUCCCAUUUAAACACCCACCAGCGAAUCCACACCGGAGAGAAACCACUGAACUGUGAUGUUUGCGGACAACGAUUUAGCCGCAAGUCACAUUUAACUAGACACAUGAAGGUCCAUACUGGAGAGAAACCGUUUGGGUGUGUUCAGUGCAGUAAGAGGUUCACCAACAAAACUGAUCUAACUUUCCAUCUGAGAAUCCACACUGGAGAGAAACCUUACGCCUGCGAUUUCUGUGGGAAAAGAUUUAUGGUCAAAUCAGCUGCAAACAAACACAUGCGAGUUCAUUCAGGGGUAAAACCAUUUGGCUGCCAUCUUUGUGGACAAAGAUUUACAGCCAAGCCCAGCGUGAAGAAGCAUAUGAUAAUUCACACUGGGGAGAAACCCUUCCGAUGUGAUGUCUGUGGGUACAGAUUUAACCUUAAAACCAGUUUAGACAGACACGUGAGAAUCCACACAGGAGAAAAACCGUUUGGCUGUGAUGUUUGUGGACGACACUUUAACCGCAAGUCCACCUUAAAUACACACAUGAAAAUCCACAAAGAAGAGAAAGUGGCUUAGAGAAGUAGUUCUAGAGGAAAUAUGAUUUCACAACUAAUUGAACCAAUAAAGUUUACAAUGUUUGCAUCUUGGGAGCAGGGACAAUAUUCCAUACAUGGAAGAUGUCCGGUUGCUUUGGGGUUCAUAAUGCAUUCAUACCUAUUAAAUAAAAUAGAUGGUGGAUCAUUUUAGCUGUGUAGCAGGUAGGCCAGGUGUGUAUCUGGGAAAAUAUAAACUGUUUUAGUUUUAUAAUGUGUUCAUUUCAUGCAAAUGGUCAAAUCUGAAAGAGAGAAAAAACGUAUGAAUCAUUUACUUAUGAAGGUGAAGACUAGUAGCACUACCUGAGCCACAAACAGGUUUAAAAGGAUGCAGUCCAUCCUUUCAACCACAGGUCCAUUUGAAUUCAUGUAGAGAUAUAACAGAAACCAGCAGGUCACAUGUGGAUUGGAUCAAAGCUCAGGACUGACUGUUUUAGGGACGGAUCAGUGCAGUGAAUACUGAGGUUUGAACCGGUCACUUCAGGGUUUCUGACUUUGUUCAAACUAAACUAGUUUGAUCUUUAUUCUCUUUGUUUGAAGGCAUCUGGCUGUAACUUGUUGCUCUGACCAUAAAGCAGCAGACAUCAGAAAAUCUUCCAUUCAGAGGCCAGGUUCUGGUGUAGACGAUUAGUUGCAGCUUAUUACUGCUACCACAAGGUGGCAGUAAUGCUCGGGCUAAAGAAGACUGAGGACUGUAGUCCUGUGUUUGACAGUUUAAGUUUUAACUUGUAAAUAGUUGCUGUUAUUUGAACCGUUUCAGCGUUUUAAUUUGAUCAUUUUAGUAUUAAAGUCAAAUCGUAGUAUUUAGAUUUAGUUUCAUAACUAGGUUCUUUAACUGUUGACAGCAGCCUGAAAGGAACAUGGAACAUCUGCUUUGGUCAAGAUCAUUAAUGAGUGUGUGUUUAAAAAUAUUUAAACAAUAAUGAUGAUAAUCAGAAGGUCCACUGAGAGCACAGUAGAUCUACAUCUGGGACUCGCAGCUACAGCGGUUUUAUAAGAAAAACCGAACUGGUUACCGGUUUUACCGACAUUCAUGUGGAACGGACCAAAAUCAUGCCGGUUUUCCCAUCCUCCGUUGUCCAGCAACUUUGGUCCUGAUUCUGAUAAACUUCUGAAACAUGCCUGUUCAAUAGUGUGUGGACGGGAGGCCAUGUAAGGCCCGACCUGGGUAGCGGCUGAGUAGAAGGUAUUGUUUAGCUCAGAUUAUCUUUGGACCCACUGAAUGGAACCAAAGGCAACGCUUCCCUUUCCUGGCAACAGAACUUCAGAUGAGUAACUGUUUAGGUUCUGCCUCUUCACCUCUGGAGCCCUGCAGCCUCUAGAGGUGAAGAGGCCAUGUUGGAUAAACUUCCACAGUGACUCUGGUACCGACUUGUUCUACUUGUUUGGAUUUUAUCUUAAUGUUUUAGAUUAAAAACAUAAAAUAAACCAAACACAUUUCUAAUAUUAUCCCUCCCUCCAAAACAAAUGUAAUAAAUUAAUGCUCGCAAAAAAUGCUUGUCCUCUGCCAUCGAUGUAAGCCUUAUUUUGGCUCAAAUCGUUGUCAACUACAGCAGGAACAGUUUGUUGUUACAUUGACACAUUUUAUCUGUAAUAAUGCUUCAGAUGGGCAGGGUGCAGUCUUUGAAGCAGAGAUAAGAGAAAAGCAACUGCAUGAGAAUCAUUCGUAGCUCAGCUCCAGUAAUCCUCCACAGCAGUUCGCUGUGUGUAUUAAAUGAUGUGCAUGUGUGGCAGCAGCAGAACAUGCUCUAGCGUUGGGCAGUAAUGCAGUUGAAGGAUAUAAAGUUAGUGAUUGUGUUGCAGUCAUGAACACAUUUGAUGUGUUGAGUUCAUUUCCUGUAAUCAUUUCUUCUGUGCUGCUAUUGGCCCUUAGAAACAGCACUUUCUAAAUAAAGCUUCCUUGAGUUAUGCUGCAUUCAGUUUGUCUCUGCCACAAGCUAAACACACGACUCCCCGAAGCAUUGUGGGUAAUUAUGGAUUACAGCUAAACAAAGGUUUUCUCAGCUGUUAAUAUAUUGAUGUGGAAACCCAUGAGUGGUUCUGUUGUGGAACUAUGUUUAAAUUCAAGCAUGAAAUAAUGUGAGUCCAGUUUCCAGUCCUGGUUCUAAUGUCGACCCGACCAACAGCCUGAUAGGACAGUAUCAGGAUGUCUUUCCUGCAGACCUACUGUUCUGCUCCAACACCUGAAGUAAAUGGCUGAAUUCCCUCACCAGCAGUCAGUCAGCUCUGCAGACACCUGCCAGUGAGUCAUUUGAUUCAGGUGUGCUGGACAAGCAGCUAGAAGCUGCAGCCUGCAUGUUGUAGAUGUUUCCCUGCUUUUCCACACCUGACUCAGGUGAUCGCAGUUCAGCUAAAGCCUGUUAAUCAGCCAUCAAUAGAAAUUGGGUGUGCUGAAGCAGGGAAACGUCUACAACAUGCAGGGGCUCCAGCUCUCGAGCAUCGAGUUUAAACAUCCCUGAUCUAGAGCACUGGACUGGGGUGUGAAAUCACCACCUUGGUUUGUUAACCAUCGGUGCUUCAGUCCUCAUCAGUUGAUCUCUGAUCAGGACCAGCAGCUGGAAAACAGUUGAACAACUUUUAGAGAAAGACUUGAGUCACCUAGAGAUGUUAAAAGACCAACAGUGUUAAAGAUCUGAGUCCAAAGUACACUGCCUCGCUAAAAAAAAGGUCACACUCUAAUAUUUUGUUGGACCGCCUUUAGUUUUGAUUACGGCUCCAUUCGCUGUGGCUUUGUUUCGAAGCUUCUGCAAUGUCACAAGAUUUAUUUCCACCCAGUGUUGCGUUCAUUUUUCACCAAGAUCUUGCAUUGAUGAUGGUAGAGUCAAAGUCUUCUCCAGCACAUCCCAAAGACUCUCAAUGGGGUUAAGGUCUGGACUCUGGUGGCCAAUCCAUGUGUGAGAAUGAUGUCUCAUGCUCCCUGAACCACUCUUUCACAAUUCGAGCUCCAUGAAUCCUGGCAUUGUUAUCUUGGAAUAUACCCGUACCAUCAGGGAAGAAAAAACCCAUUGAUGGAUAACCUGGUCAUUCAGUAUAUUCAGGUAGUCAGCUGCUGUUUCCCAUGAGCCCGCCCCUACCUGUUGACGAAGGUGGUUCUUUGUACUGGCCCGUUGUUAGUGUGCUCUAGUUAAGCACUGGAAGCAGUUAGGUGGAAAAGAUUGUCGUCAUGUUGAAGCUUCUACUCCUUUGCUCAGAGGUACUCAAGCAGGACUCUGUUGCUGCUGGAUUACUCCUGAAGAACGCUAAUUAAAACGUGGAAAUUAGUCAGAGGAAACGGCUCAUUUGUGCAGCAGCUGUUUGCUUUCAGUUAUUUGGAUCAAAACAUAAACUUCAUGAUUAAAUCUUGGUUGUGAGUCCAUUGUUAUGUUCUGUUUGAGGCGGCCAUGACAACAUGUACUAAACUGUAGUUUCCAUGUUUUACUUUGGUCUUACCUAAUUAGUAGCUAUGUGCGAAUAAAUAGUUAUGAAGAAGGACCACCUCCCUGAAGCAGUGACUCAGGGUUCCCCUCAGACGCAGAUACAGAACCUUCAUCCAUUAAGGUUGCAUUUCUACCAGAUACUUCAUGUUCCUGUUAUGUUUGUGGCUGGAGGUCAUGGUUGGGUUGUGAAUGCAGAACAACUAUGAGCUGCUCCAGUCUUCUUCCUGAAGGCCUCAGCCAGAUCUUAGGAUUUCACCAUGGUGUCCACUCUCACUUCAACAGUCAGGAGCACCAAACUAAAUGUCCGAGGUUUAAACAGGACAAGCUUCCCACAUUAUGCGGAGCCAUGAUGUGAUCAACCUGUGUGGGUUUUGUAUCAUUCUUGUUAGGAAUACAUUUGGGGGUGUACUAAUUUAUUCCUCAACAGAAAUCCAGUUUUUCAAUAUACAUCUCAAUGAAAAUGUCAAAUGUUAUUUUUACAGUUUUUAUUGGUUGUUUAUAUUAUUUGAAUCUAAGAGUUUUGGUCAAACUUCAGUCAAAUGUGUUGAAAACUGCACAGACUAUCUUAGGGUGUCCUAUUUUUUCAUUUAGUUUUUACAUGACUAGGUCCUCCUGUUUAAUGUCUCGCUAACACAAAUAUUAACUCAGCCAAUCACGUGGCAGCGACUCAUUGCAUUCAUGAUCACAUUUCUUAAUAAAAAGUUUGUUUUAAAGUGCA
Messenger RNA from Girardinichthys multiradiatus, 6053 nucleotides. Its product is annotated as gastrula zinc finger protein XlCGF57.1-like. The transcript has 2 exons. The coding region runs from base 31 to 1902 and encodes 623 amino acids. The record is from RefSeq and is a predicted model, not a curated record. Gene Ontology annotation, biological process: regulation of immune system process; negative regulation of transcription by RNA polymerase II; regulation of cytokine production. NCBI's taxonomy places the organism in Eukaryota, Metazoa, Chordata, Actinopteri, Cyprinodontiformes, Goodeidae.